Aethalodelphis obliquidens (Pacific white-sided dolphin) is the source of this 6496-nucleotide messenger RNA. It is a transcript of the gene GPR153, whose product is annotated as G protein-coupled receptor 153. Lineage: Eukaryota; Metazoa; Chordata; Mammalia; Artiodactyla; Delphinidae. Gene Ontology annotation, biological process: G protein-coupled receptor signaling pathway. The record is from RefSeq and is a predicted model, not a curated record. Gene Ontology annotation, molecular function: G protein-coupled receptor activity. The coding region runs from base 2677 to 4512 and encodes 611 amino acids. Gene Ontology annotation, cellular component: membrane. The transcript is spliced from 6 exons.
GAGGGGCGGAGGGGCCGAGCCGAGCCGAGCGGAACGCGCAGGCCACGGGCGGCCGCCGCCAGGAUGCCCCGGCCCGCUGGCCGCUCCGCCGCCGGCCACCCACGCGGUCCCCGGCGGCCCGCGCUCGGCUCGGGGGCGCGGGAGCCGCAGCCGGAGCCGGAGGCGGGAGCAGCGAGCUGGAGCCCCGGGCGCCCGAAUGCAGGUGAGACACUGCUCGGCUAGACUCAGGGAAGAACCGGCACCAGGAAGGGUUGUACCAGUGGCAGCCUGUGGCACCUUCCCUACCACUCUGGACCAGCAAUCAACAGGUGGGCAGUGUGGGCUGGGCCAGGCGCAGGGUCACAAGAGUCAGACAGCCUGCCUGCUUGGGCUUCUGAGGGAAGGCCUCCCAAUCUGACGGCCAAGGCGGCGCGAUGCAAGUAGAAAUAGAUGGCAGCCCACCACGUGCAUGCCAAAUCCGGUUUUCUAUUUGAUAAUGUAAGCCUCUGCCCGCUCUGGACCCCUGGUGGGCUGCCAGACACCCCACCUGGCUGUGUGUAGCCUCAUUACCCUCCAAGCUGGGCUGUCCCAGGUUCUGGCUGGGGUGACUGUGCGUCUGCCUGCAGGUCUAAGGCUCGUGCACACCUCUGAGCUCAGUGUCUUGAAGAGACAGCGUAGCUCAGUGAGCAGGGAGGUCUUUGGUACAGACAUCUACGUGGCAAGCACUUAUUGAGCACUUACUGUGUGCCUGGCUCCAUUCUAAGCGCGUUCCCUGGCAUAGCUUACCGGCUACCCACACACUUCUCGAGGCAGAUAGGGACUAUCAUGUCUACGUACAGAUGAGAAAACUGAGGCCCAGCUGAGUCACGUGACUGGCUGGGGAGCUAAAGCUGGAGUCUAACAGCUCUUCACCCCACACCGAGUGGCCUCUGUAUGCUGAAGUCAAGGAGGCUUGCUGGACAGCAGAACGGCUGGUGGAGGGUUCAGCAGGGCCACCUCACCCCCCACGCUGGGUCUGGGGUGGGGAAGGGGCGGCAGCUUUGCGAGCAGAAGCCUAACGUUUGGGAAGGAAGUUCCCUGGCCCCAGAAGUCCCCCAGCCCCCGCUAAAAGGCCCUUAGUGGGCACUGGUGUGGUCCAGAUUAGACUCCUCCUGUGGGUCAGGGGCCUGGACAGGCCCACUGCAGGGGCACAGAGAUGAAUGACACCCAUCAGGACUCAAGAGAUCCUUCGGUGUCCGUGGGGCUCAGGCCACACCCUGCACGAGACAAGCAGGGGAGCCUGGCAGCAGGCUGGGAGGUGUCACUUCCCCUGUCCUGAGCGCCAGGGGCCUGCAAUGGCCUGUCCACCCCAAGCUGGAGACAGUCCCUGAAGGAUCACGUGGCUGUGUCUGGUUCAGUGGUGCCCAUAAGUGUUGGGGGCAACAAAUUUGCAGCCAAUGAGAUUACACAGGCUAGAGGGUGAGAAGGCCCAAGUGUAGGCAGCGUACAUAGUAGACCUGCACUGAGCACUGCACUUGUCCCCCACGCCACCUGCUCCAGGCUGUGGCCAGAGGGGCCUGCUGUGGGGUGCCUCACGUCAGAGGGACCGGCCAGUGCUCUGCGCAGGGACGCACCGAGCUGGGAAGCUGGGGGACUCACCGCCAGGCCCACUGGCAGGAUGGGGCGGCUCCCCAACACGUGCCUCCUGCCCCGCGUCCUAGGUCCCUGGUUCCUACCUAUCCACAGGCUGUCCUCGGGGGCAGGUUCUGGUCCCUGGACCAGCUACUGUCCCAUGCUGCCUGCGGCAUCCCAAGCAGCCGGGCCCGCCCCAGGCACUAGAGAUGCGGCGUCUGUCCACCCCAGCCUCCCCCUGGAGGAAGCCUCAUCGUCCCCGUUUCAGAGUAGGACGUGGGUGCAGGGACUUUGCUGGGGCCACAUGGCUAGUACACUAGAGCUUAGUGUACCCCCCAGCCCGGGGUAGUGCCAGGGCCUGCCAGGCGUGCACGGCCACGGAAGGCCUGCUGGGGGCUGACCUGGGUAAAGCAGGCCGCCCUUUCCCAAGGUGGGCACGAGAGUGGCCCCCAGAGCAUCCCUUCCUUACAGGGGAGGUUCAGGGCACUCAUCCUCCAGGCAUGUCCUCAUUGGCCAAAGGAAGUGGGACCAAUGAAAGUGAGGGCCCCCAGCAUGCACUGGGGGUGCCUCGCGUGGGCUGCGUGAGGAUUUGGGGAGUUUGAUGGUGAGAGGGCUGGUUCUGGGACAGGACCAGGUACACACGCAGCACAGCGCCCACCUGGGCCCGGCCUGGCGGCUUCCCUGAGGAUGCAGGCAGCCUGGAAGGAAGCCUAGGUGCCGCACCUUGACCAGGAGUAGGUGGAGGUGAGGGGAUGUGCACUUAUUGAGCACCCCUGUAUACACCCCCUGGGAGCCAGGAGGUUCCAUAGAGGGCAGAGGAGGGCGAAGCGGCCCAGCCCAAGCCAGGACCAGACAGGCAAUGGAGCAUGAGGGGACCCCCUCUAUCUCGCACUCCCAAGAGCCCCAGGAGCUUCACUGCCAGAGCCCAAGGGAGAGUCCCUGAGAGCUCUUUGGCUCCCCCCAAACCCACUGCAGAUGCUCACGGUCCCUGGUGUCCCCAGGCCGCCACGUGUGAGGGCUGCUGCUCGGAGCUGAGGCCUGGCUUGAGGAGGAUGUCCCAGCCGCCGGCCAGCUCCCAUCUGCACCAUGAGUGAUGAGCGGCGGCUGCCUGGCAGCGCGGUGGGCUGGCUGGCCUGCGGAGGCCUCUCCCUGCUGGCCAACGCGUGGGGCAUCCUCAGCGUGGGGGCCAAGCAGAAGAAGUGGAAGCCCCUGGAGUUCCUGCUGUGCAUGCUCGCGGCCACCCACAUGCUCAACGUGGCCGUGCCCAUCGCCACCUACGCUGUGGUGCAGCUGCGGCGCCAGCGCCCCGACUACGAAUGGAACGAGGGCCUCUGCAAGGUCUUCGUCUCCACCUUCUACACCCUCACCCUGGCCACCUGCUUCUCCGUCACCUCCCUCUCCUACCACCGCAUGUGGAUGGUCCGCUGGCCCGUCAACUACCGGCUAAGCAACGCCAAGAAGCAGGCGGUGCACACGGUCAUGGGCAUCUGGAUGGUGUCCUUCAUCCUGUCGGCACUGCCUGCCGUCGGCUGGCACGACACGAGCGAGCGCUUCUACACCCACGGCUGCCACUUCAUCGUGGCUGAGAUUGGCCUGGGCUUCGGCGUCUGCUUCCUGCUGCUGGUGGGCGGCAGCGUGGCCAUGGGCGUGGUCUGCACGGCCAUCGCCCUCUUCCAGACGCUGGCGGUGCAGGUGGGGCGCCGGGCCGACCGCCACGCCUUCACCGUGCCCACCAUCGUGGUGGAGGACGCACAGGGCAAGCGCCGCUCCUCCAUCGACGGCUCCGAGCCCGCCAGGACCUCGCUGCAGAUCACCGGCCUGGUGGCCACCAUCGUCGUCAUAUACGACUGCCUCAUGGGCUUCCCUGUGCUGGUGGUGAGCUUCAGCAGCCUGUGGGCUGACGCCUCGGCGCCCUGGAUGGCACUGUGUGUGCUCUGGUGCUCAGUGACCCAGGCCCUGCUGCUGCCCGUAUUCCUCUGGGCCUGCGACCGCUACCGCGCUGACCUCAAGGCUGUCUGGGAGAAGUGCAUGGCCCUCAUGGCCAACGACGAGGACUCGGGUGACGAAACCAGCCUGGAAGGUGGCAUCCCCCCAGACCUAGUGUUGGACCGCUCCCUGGACUACAGCUAUGGGGGUGACUUUGUGGCCCUGGACAGGACGGCCAAGUAUGAGCUCUCUGCCCUGGAGGGGGACCUGCCCCAGUUCUACCCUCUGCGGCCCUUGCAGGAGGACAAGAUGCAGUACCUGCAGGUCCCGCCCACGCGACGCUUCUCCCACGAUGACGCGGACGUGUGGGCCGCCGUUCCGCUGCCCACGUUCCUACCGCGCUGGGGCUCUGGCGAGGACCUGGCCGCCCUGGUGCUGCCUGGCGGGCCCGACCGGCGCCGCGGCGGCCUGCUGGCGGAGGACGCGCCCCCCUUCCGCCCGCGCCGUCGCUCGGCCGAGAGCCUGCUGUCGCUGCGUCCCCCGGCCCUGGACGACGGCCCGCGCCUCGCCCCCGGCUCGCCCCCCGGCAGCCCGCGCCGCCGCGCCGGGCCCGGCGCCCGCUGCGCCUCGGCCUCGCUGCUGCCCGACGCCUUCGCGCUGACCGCCUUCGAGCGGGAGCCACAGGCCCUGCGCCGCCAGCCCUCCUCGCCGGGGCCCUUCGCCGUCCGCGCCCUGCCCCGCGACGGCGCCCAGCCCGGCGGGGACGCGGCGCCCCCUGGGGGCGGCGGCGGCGCGCAACGGAGCCCGGGGCCGCGCCCGGCCGCACACGCGCAUUCCAGGACCCUGCGGACCGGCCUGAGCGCGUCGUGGGGCGAACCCGGGGGCCUGCGCGCGGCGGGCGGCGGCGGCGGCAGCAUCAGCAGCUUCUUGAGCUCGCCCUCGGAGUCGUCGGGCUACGUCACGCUGCACUCGGACUCGAUGGGUUCGGCGUCUUAGGGCCCGCCGGCGCCUCCCCAAGUCUCCAGGCGGGCCGGGCCACCCACGGGGCCAAAGCACCAAAGAUGCUAUCCUAACCCGGCCCAGGCUCGGGGCAGGCUACGCUGAGGCCGCCGGCGGCGCCUGGACUUGCGCUAGCCCUGACGGGGCGGCGGCUGUGUGCCGCCCGGGAAGCGGCCAUUGCCUGGAGGGGCAACGCCCGCCCCGGACGACCACACUGGGCACGGACCAGCCUCUGGGCAGAGUGAGGCUGGGGCUUGGGAAAAGGCAGGCUCCGGACGGGGCAGCUGGCUACCGCCGGACGGAACAAAGCCCAGCCCUGCAGGAGCCAGCAGACUGCAGCCACUUCCCACUCUGCACUGCAACUGUCACACCUCAGGGGGUGGGGUACAGAGGGUCUGCAAGCACAGGGGUCUUCAGAGCCCAAACCAAGUUCUCUGAGCAGGUCCCCCUGCUGACUUGUUCUGCCUUGGUUUCCGCAUCUGUGAGGAGCAGGUGACCAUGUUAGCUCUCAGGACUGUCUGGUCAAGUCUCCUGGUCUGUGUGCCCCGGCCGCCACCGAGGGGACAGGGAGUGAGUAGUGGAGGACCCUCCAUGGGUCCCUUGUGGGGCUCAGUUUUCAGGGGCCUGGCGUGGCCCCCAAGCCUGAGGCCUCCCACACUUAGUGCCCCUGGCCCCCUUGAGAACUCUCCCCAGCCAAGCUAAAGCACAACACUCUCGCACCAUCACCAUUGGCACACACCCGCCUUGGCCGCUGUUAGCAUCCCACCCUCAUCACUGUGCCUCCAUUGCCUAUGCACAACACGUCAGCCACCUCUGUGACUCCCACCACGAAGGUCGUGGGUACGUGGUGGAGAAAACUGAAGCAAAGGGGGAGCGGGCUUCCUUCUCCUGGUGCCAACCCCCAACCUGUGCUGGUCUGGCCAGGAAGGGAUCUUGCCUCAGAGGCCUCGCAGCUUCUGGGUUCAAGGCCUGGUCCCUGGUAAGAGUCUUCCUCCACCCUGGGGCAGGGGUCUUCUUUUGCUCUCCAUGCUGGGCAGACCUCUUGCGGGCCUGGGCUUGGCCAUGGGCCCUUGGGAGGGCCUGCUGGGUCUUGCGUGGAGGAAGACCCUUGACUCAGGCUAAGGAGAAGCCCAGGAAUAGCUGUGGACUUUGAGCUGGAGGGGCCGGGGUGAAUGCAAAGACUGUCUCAUUCCACCCCCUGCCUCCCUGCAGUGGCCCCUCCAUGUGAAGAUCUGGAGGGGGUUCCAGGGCCCGCAAGGAGCUGGUCUACCCCCUCUCCCCUCCUACUCUGCACCCUGGAAUUGCAGCACUGCCUCUGCCCCUCAGGUGGCCAAGCCUGUCUCCUCACCCUCCAGACAGGGUCUCAGCUCCAGAGAGGCCUCUGGGAGCCGGGAGAACAGGGGGGACUACGCAGCUCUGUCUCACCCUCAGAGGCCCCUUCGGUCUCUGGCUGUGGGGUAACUUGGCGGGAGGAGCUGGCCACAGGUGAGUAAGGCAGGGGCCUCCGGUCCAGCCUCAGCCAUGGGAGGCCUGCCUCGCCAAUGCUGCUGUGCCUUCAAGGACCAACAUGAUGUGGGGGCAGAGGCAGCCAGUUAGCCACCGUUCCCCACCCCCGCCGGCCGAUUGGUCACCUUGGGUUUUCAUAUCCAAUCUGUGUACUUCAUAUCCAACGGCAAUACUUGCAGGGAGGCGUGGUCCCCUGAAGUCCCUCCAGUCCUGGUUUUUACAAAAUUAUUAAAGAGGAGGGAGGACCCCAAGCAGAGGCCCCCGGAGCGUGGGGCUCCCUCUCUCACUUUGUCUUGCCUCCAGGCCUGUUUGCUGCCCUGAAGAGCAGCUUGGCCCUGGGUUCACUGUGGAGGGAGCUCUGUCUUCAUACCACCACCCAGCCCAGAGCCAGGGAUCCGUUUGUAGUUUUUUUGGACAACUGAGCAUUUAUCUUCUGUACAGAAUCGAAUAAAAACUUCCUAUGAUUUGCACCAGG